Penicillium hordei is the source of this 402-nucleotide messenger RNA. Its product is annotated as 40S ribosomal protein eS24. NCBI's taxonomy places the organism in Eukaryota, Fungi, Ascomycota, Eurotiomycetes, Eurotiales, Aspergillaceae. The record is from RefSeq and is a predicted model, not a curated record. Gene Ontology annotation, cellular component: ribosome. The coding region runs from base 1 to 402 and encodes 133 amino acids. The transcript is spliced from 3 exons. Gene Ontology annotation, molecular function: structural constituent of ribosome. Gene Ontology annotation, biological process: translation.
AUGGCCGACUCUCCCGUCACUCUGCGGACUCGCAAGUUCAUCCGCAACCCUCUGCUUGCCCGCAAGCAGAUGGUCGUGGACGUCCUCCACCCCAACCGCCCCAACGUCUCCAAGGACGAGCUCCGCGAGAAGCUGGCCGACCUGUACAAGUCCAACAAGGACCAGGUCUCCGUCUUCGGUUUCCGCACACAGUACGGUGGUGGUAAGAGCACCGGCUUCGCUCUGGUCUACGACUCCUCCGAGGCCCUCAAGAAGUUCGAGCCCCACUACCGUCUCGUCCGUAUCGGUGCCGCCAGCAAGAUCGAGAAGGCUUCCCGCCAGCAGCGCAAGCAACGGAAGAACCGUUCCAAGAAGUUCCGCGGUAUCGCCAAGGUCAAGGGCCCCAAGAAGAACAAGGAUUAA